AUUGUUCCUCAGGACUUCUCUGGACCAAAGCUCUUUGACAGACCUCUUCCAGCCCCCAGCCCACCAUGGUUCCUCCAGGCAACAUUCUGUUCCUGCUUUUGCUCCCAGUGGCUGCAGCUCAGAUGACCCCAGGUUCCUGUUCCGGAUGUGGGCCCCUCUUCCUGCCACUCCUGGCGGGUCUCGUGGCCGCAGAUGCGGUUGUGUCACAGCUAAUUGUGGUGGUGGUGUUUGUGUGUGUGCGCCCACGCAGCAGGCCCACCCAAGAAGAUGGCAAAAUCUACAUCAACAUGCCUGGCAGGGGUGACUCCCCAGUAACUGCGACAUAUGACUUCUGACCCUGUCAUCCUGGAUUGUGUGUGGUGGCACAGGAAAUCCAACCCUCUUUUGGGCUGGAAUAAAGCAAUUGAAAUAC
Molecule: messenger RNA, 412 nt
Organism: Balaenoptera musculus (blue whale)
Lineage: Eukaryota; Metazoa; Chordata; Mammalia; Artiodactyla; Balaenopteridae
Gene: HCST
Product: hematopoietic cell signal transducer
Exons: 4
Coding region: 66-335 (89 amino acids)
Biological process (GO): regulation of immune response; positive regulation of phosphatidylinositol 3-kinase/protein kinase B signal transduction
Cellular component (GO): membrane
Molecular function (GO): phosphatidylinositol 3-kinase binding; signaling receptor binding
Source: RefSeq, a predicted model, not a curated record